GGGGGGGUGGGGCAGGGGAAGGAACAGCGAAGGGGCAUAAUAAAUUACCAAAAUUUGCUUUUUUUUUCCCUACAAUGCACAAUGACCCACAAUAUUCGUCAUCACCGUGGAACCAUUUACAAAAACUAAAAGAUGCACUUCCACCAGAAGUUGACGAUGCUGGGAAUGUUGAAUAUAAACUGAAAUUAGUAGACCCAUCGAUUGAGCGAUUAGACCAUUUGAUAACCCAAAUGAAAUGGAGAUUAUCGGAAGGAGGCGGAGAAGCAAUGUAUGAGCUUGGUGUCGACGAUGACGGCACUUUAGUUGGGCUAUCCGCAGAAGACAUGUCAGCAUCUGUGGACACGUUGCGACAAAUGGCAGAUGCAUUAGACGCCGACGUAUCGAUCAUUCGAGAGUUAACGAUGGAUCAAUUUGGCAGCAAACCAGAGCCGCGCAAAAAUUCACACAAGGUUCUCGAAGCAUUGAUACGAAGGCGACCCAAAGAUCAACAGCAACAAUUCACCGAUAUUCGGAUAGCCAUGUUGGGUGGUCAUGGUGAAGGCAAAUCAACGUUGCUCGGAUGCAUAACCCACGGUAUCCAGGACAACGGACGUGGGCGAGCACGACUCAGCUGUGCACGGCAUCGGCAUGAAAUCGAAUCAGGGCGGACAUCAUCAAUAUCGCACGAAAUCAUCGGCUAUGAUGCAGACGGUCAUUUGAUCAACUAUGCCAGCACGCACAACAUCAGUACUUGGGAACAAAUCUGUGAGGCGAGCAGCAAGGUGAUUACAUUUCUGGAUCUUUGCGGCCAUGCAAAGUACUUGCGGACCACGAUUUCGGGUAUGACAGGCUAUUCGCCCGAUUAUGCAGCGCUUGUCAUAUCCGCCAGCACCAAUGUCGGUAUAUCGGAAAUGGCACGCGAACAUUUAUCCCUGGCCGUCAUGUUGGAUGUACCUGUUCUUGUCAUUGUCACCAAAGUUGAUGUUGCUUCUCGCAAUCAGCUUGGAAGGACACUUAAUUCAUUGGUACAAUUGCUUCGAGCGCCAGGCAUGAACAAGGUGCCCGUUAUUGUUCGUGACGAUAAUGAUUCCCGUUCAUGCGCUUCGCAUCUGGCUCGUGGUGGUCCUGAAAUACCCAUCUUUUUGGUCUCAAAUGUCACAGGAACCAAUGUUGAUUUGUUGGAACGCUUCUUCAACUAUUUGCCCAGACCGACCAAAAAUUAUGAUGCAUUGUUGGAAGAACCUGUCGAGUUUCAAGUAGAAGAAGUAUAUUCCUUGUCAGACAUCGGCCCAGUCAUAGGAGGCGUAUUGCGACGAGGGCGUAUCAAUAUUAACGAGGAUGCAAUAAGAAGGACAUAUCAUCUUGGGCCCGACAGUACUGGUGCUUUCGUUAAAGUCACAGUCGAUUCAAUACACCGACAUCGGGUACCGACGCAUUAUGUACAUUGUGGACAAGCAGCAACACUUGCCAUCAAAUCCACAGAGCUUGAAAACUGGCGGAUUCAACGUGGCAUGGUGCUAUUAGGCAUAGACGUACCGAGUAGCUACUUUGAGUUUGAGGUGGAUCUCAUUGUUUUGUACCAUCCGACGGGAGUGACCGUAGGCACCUGCGGCAUGGUGCAUUCUGGUUCGGUUCGGCAACGCGCGCGUGUUGUGUCUAUAUCAUCCUCCACUACCACUAAUACAUCGUCAUCAUCCUCCACUCCAUCGUCAUCACCAUCAUCAUCGGCAACAACAACAACAACAACAACAACAAAAGAAGCACACCUUGAAGAAUACAACGCAACAAAAACCCAAAACUCCAGCAGUCACCCCAGCACCGAUCAAAUAAUCCCUUCCGGUAGCGAAGGUCGUUGUGUUUUGCGAUUCAUGAAUGAGCCUAAAUAUCUCUGCAAUGAAGCCCAGAUUCUGUUCAUGGAAGGAAAAGCAAAAUGUUUAGGCCGUGUAAUACAAUUAAUAAACACUACUUGACUUCUUUUUUCGAGAUCAC
This is a messenger RNA of Zychaea mexicana, 1968 nucleotides long. Its product is annotated as P-loop containing nucleoside triphosphate hydrolase protein. Gene Ontology annotation, biological process: translational elongation. Gene Ontology annotation, molecular function: GTPase activity; GTP binding; translation elongation factor activity. Lineage: Eukaryota; Fungi; Mucoromycota; Mucoromycetes; Mucorales; Lichtheimiaceae. The transcript is spliced from 5 exons. The record is from RefSeq and is a predicted model, not a curated record. The coding region runs from base 75 to 1949 and encodes 624 amino acids.